AUGGAAACUAUUGAUAUCCAGAGUAGAUCCUUUGUGGUUCGAUGGAUCAAUUGUUCUCAGGGCGAUGUGAUUAGCUACCAGGUGAAGCCCUUGAAGAAAUCGAUCGAAUUAGGGAUUUAUAAGAAACCAAAGAGUAGUGUUGAUGGGAGUGGAAACUCUGCUGUGCAUAUAGCGCCCGAUACUAGGGCUUUGCUGAACUAUACCACUAAAUCUUUUCUGCAUAGGAAUAGUAGUGCGAGUAUUGAUGAGAGUGGCAAUUCCAGUACUAGUAGUGUGACUUCAUUGAACGGUUCUCAUGACUCUCGUAAGCUCCAUGGAUCCCUUUCAUUAAGUGAUAUUCAACAACAGUCUCAAGAGAUCCCUGUGCGAGACAAAUUGACUGCAGCGGGUUUUACGAUGGUCCAGUGGAUAGGUAGGGUACGUGGGAAUGAGAUGCAACAGGGUUUAUUAGAAGUUAAAGAUGAUGAUUACUAUUACGCAUUUAUUUUGGAUAACACGUCUUCGAAAAACGUCAAGCGGAAAGUCCUGUUCAACGCCAAGGCAAUACAUGAUGUCGAUUCGGGAUCCGAAGUUAAGGCGAAGUACCCAGUGACACCAGCCACUACACCAAAGGCUGGCUCUCUGAAGAUGCAACCACACGAUGAUCUAUUGAGCGUUGGACGCGGGAGGUAUUUACAAGGUUAUCUCUUGAAAAAGAGACGGAAGAAGUUACAAGGUUUCAAGAAAAGAUUCUUCUCUCUUGAUUUCAAGUACAAUACGUUGUCAUACUACCUAAAUGAGCACAAUCAAACUUGUAGAGGUGAAAUUGUGAUCAAUCUUUCGACCGUGAGUGCAAACAAAAAAGAUAAACUCAUCAUUAUCGACUCAGGGAUGGAACUGUGGGUGCUGAAAGGUAAGGACACUGCGACUUGGACCCAUUGGGUCGAUGCUUUACAAAAGUGUUACGAAAGACCUAGAUUGAAUAUACAAUCACACAGGCUCAAGAAAGAUGAGAAGGAGACGAGACAAAGACAGAAGGAGCAAUUCGAUUCGUUAAAGAUAGGAAAGAAAGAUCCCUCGAUGGUAAAUGUGCCUUUAUUAGCAAUCAAUUCGAAGAAAGAACAAUUUCCACUACACAAAACUCAGAAUGAUUUGACAAGUACACUUAAACUUAUCCAGCAAAGAGUAGAACAAUGUAAGAGUGAUUCUAUGUCAUACGAACUCAAAGAACAUGAACCGAAGAAAAAAUCCCGGACUUCAUCGGCUUCUUCGUUGGAAAACAACUUGGAUCCAACGGAAUCAUUUGAGUCUGUGCAUUCCAUUAUUGCAUCAGCGAGAGUCCAAGAACAAAAGCAUCCAUUGUACAGAAAACUUGAAGCGCUAGAGGCCUACCUUCAUCAAUUGGCACAACAAAGCGAGACAUUAUUGAAUGAUUAUGAAUUAAUUUCUAGACAAAAAAGCGAUAAUAGAGUCUCAUCUUCUUCCGCCUUGAGUGACAACGACGAAUUUUUCGAUGCAGAAAAUGAGAUAAAUCAGGGAGUCAUUCUACUGGACAACGAUGAAACUUUAGAUGAGGUUAUUUCCGAUAAGGCUGAUGAUACUGAGAUUGGCUCAGACGACAAAAAUGAUACGACAAGUUCUGAACCGGCAAGCGGGGAUCUCUAUCCGUUGCCAUGUAAGAAGAAAGUAAAGCGUCGGAGUGACAUUCGAGCCGCAGUUGCAUCACCACCAAGUCUACUGUCUUUUUUGAGAAAGAAUGUCGGUAAGGAUCUAAGCUCUGUUGCAAUGCCAGUUACAUCGAACGAGCCAAUUUCGAUCUUGCAAAUGAUCUCAGAGACUUUCGAGUAUGCUGAUCUGUUGACUAAAGCAAUCGAGAGCUCAACCAAGACUCAAGUAUUGACCUACGUGUCAGCAUUUGCAAUCUCUUGCCUUUCCAUCCAUCGAGAUAAGACCAGAGCUCUAAGAAAGCCAUUCAAUCCUUUACUAUGUGAGACUUACGAGCUUGUUCGUGAAGAUAUGGGGUUUAGACUGCUAGCAGAAAAAGUAUCCCACAGGCCUCCAAUUUUUGCAUUCCAUGCCGAACAUGCCGACUGGGAGUGUUGUUAUACAGUUUCACCAUUGCAGCGAUUCUGGGGUAAAUCAGUGGAGUUGAACAAUGAGGGUACAUUCCGUCUGAGAUUCAAGAAAUCUAAGGAAACAUUUGAAUGGGUGCAGCCAACUACAAUGCUGAAGAAUCUAAUAGCCGGUGAGCGCUAUGUGGAACCUAUAAACGAAUUCGAGAUUUUGUCCUCAUCAAUCGGUUCUUCAACAAUUGCUUUCCAAGCUGCUGGUAUGUUUGGUGGCAGAUCCGAGCAACUGACUUUAAAGAUUGAACCAGCUGGUGAAACCAAGAGGACGAUACAUGGUAAAUGGACAGAAUCAUUAGUGGACUACACAACCGAAACGGUCAUAUGGGAAGCAGCUAGACUGCUACCUGAUAGUAAGAAGAAAUACGGGUUCACAGAGUUUACCGCAAAUUUAAAUGAAAUAACAGACAUAGAGCGCGGUAAUCUACCUCCCACAGAUUCGAGACUAAGACCAGACAUAAGAGCUUACGAGUUAGGUGAUGUGGAAAAAGCCGAGGCCCUAAAGCUCAAGCUCGAGCAGUUGCAACGUGAUAGACGUAACAAGGGCUUAGACGUCAAACCUAACUUCUUUGAAAAGACAAAGAGUGGAGCCUGGAAGAUGGUUCAAGGUUCCGACAAUUAUUGGGAAAGAAGAAGACGUCAAGACUGGUCUGAUGUCAAGCCACUGUGGUAA
Torulaspora delbrueckii is the source of this 2778-nucleotide messenger RNA. RefSeq names its product oxysterol-binding protein related protein OSH3 (gene OSH3). The transcript has a single exon. Gene Ontology annotation, biological process: ER to Golgi ceramide transport; exocytosis; endocytosis. Gene Ontology annotation, molecular function: sterol binding. Bases 1 to 2778 code for a protein of 925 amino acids. The record is from RefSeq and is a predicted model, not a curated record. Lineage: Eukaryota; Fungi; Ascomycota; Saccharomycetes; Saccharomycetales; Saccharomycetaceae. Gene Ontology annotation, cellular component: perinuclear endoplasmic reticulum; cytosol; intracellular membrane-bounded organelle.